GGCAGACGCGGGGCCGCCUCUCGCGAGUGCUCUUUGUCCCGCCCUGUGCGUGCUCUCGUCAGUCAACAGUGCGAGGACUGGGCAGGGCCGCGGGUGUCACGGGGCGCUUCCUGUUGUGGAAAGCUAAGGAGUAGAGGUUGGUGCAGACAAGAGGACGACGCCGGCUCUGCCAUGGGGACCUGCUUGAGAGGCGCGCUCCUGCUGCUCCUUCUCUUGGCUCUGGAAAACGCCGCCUGGGGAGAACCCACCUCCGCGCCCGCUCAGCAAGGAAGCUGUGACCAGUACACAAAUAAAACUUGUCAGGAAUGCCUGAAAAAUGUCACUUGUUUAUGGUGCGCCAGCAACAAGAAAUGCAUGGACUAUCCUGUAAGGAAUAUACUUCCUCCCAGCUCUCUUUGUGCACUGAAUUCUGCACGCUGGGGUGUCUGUGGUGUGAAUUUUGAAGUUCUGAUUAUAACGAUGUCUGUUGUCGGAGGAGGCAUCGUUAUUGCUCUGUGUGUUUGCUGUUGCUGCUGCUGCAGGAAGAAAAAGAGCAAAAAACCAGAUAAGGAUGAAGAAAAAGCUGCCAGGGAGAAGGAACAAAGAAGAGUAAGGCAAGAAGAGAGGAGAGCAGAGAUGAAAUCUAGACAUGAUGAAAUCCGGAAGAAAUAUGGUCUGUUUAAAGAAGAGAACCCAUAUGCCAAAUUUGAAAACAACUGAAAUACCAAAACCAGCUCUGGCAAUAUUGUUUAUACGAUACAGCUGGUAUACACUACAGCUGCUAUACCUUACAGCUCCUGUAUAUAUCUAGAUGCCUUAAUUGCAAAUGAAAGAAAUUGUCUUUGCACAAGACAAAGCCAACUAUAAUUCCAGGGAGCUGUUAACAGAUCAAGCCAAACAUACCUCUGAAAUUCCUACUAGUCUAGCGAACUGCAAAUGUUAAGUUUCUGUUCUCUGCCUGCUUUGCAGGGUCUUUGCUAAUACAGUAUCUUUAUAUUGUAUAUUCUUUGUCAGGUCACAGAGAGGUAGAGAAUGUUUUGUCUUCUAGUAUUUCUCUGAUUGUAAAAUGUAGCUGUUUUUAAUGUAAAGAUAGGAGAUUCACACAAGCCUUAAUUGUGCCACUAUCAGAAAAUGCCUAACACUUCUGAAUUCAGUUUUUCUAUAACACAGAGUUGUUGUUUUUUAAAAAAAACCCUGGGGUUAUCAGGUUUGUACUUUUUAUAUAAAUACUAUUUUUUUCAUCGUUAAACUGCUUGCCAAAUAUUGCUCUUUUCUCCUCUUGUGCCUUUAAAUUACAUCUCAAUAACUGCAAAAUUUAUUUAAAGACUGAUUGUAUGGAUUUUUAUGCCAGGAUGUACUGAAUGGCUGUUUGUAUUAGAAUUUUAAAGGCUCUGCUGUACUUAAGUGCAUUGAUAGCUCAGUCAAACUACUUUUUGCUUGAACAAAAGUACUGUUUGUAAAUAUGUUGUUGCCAAAUCCCUGUUGUAUCUGAAUCAGUUGAAAUCUCAGAAAGAAUAUCCGUAAUAGCUGAGAUGGGUAGCCAUGUUAGUCUAUCUCUAGCAGUAGAAAAGAGCAAGAGUCCAGUAGCACCUUAAAGACUAACAAAAUUCAUGGAAGGGUAUGAGCUUUCAUGAGUCACUGCUUGCUUGUUCAGAUACCUGAAGAAGUGAUAUCAUACUCUGCCACAUAUGUUAUUAGCCUUUAAGUUGCUACUGGACUCUUGCUCUUUUCUACUGCUACAUAGUAGCCAAAUAAUCAAAAGAAUGAAAAUGCUUCCUUUUUACAGAAAAGACAGAGUAAACCUUGGGGCUAACUUCUUUUGUGUGAGUAAAGACCUGUUUCUCUACAGAGGGUUUAAAUGUGCUGUUUGGAUGCCCAGCAUUUAGAAAAGAAAAAUUUAGGAGGGUAUUAAUCCCUGAACAUUCCAUUGUGAUCUUUAAAAGUGUAUAGAUACCAACAGUGGCACACGCACAUGCUUUUAAAUUAGGACUGAAUGUAUAUAAUCUUCUGUUUACUUACUUUCAUAAAUGUCAGUGACCUCUGCAGAGUUUUCCGGAGUCCUGCCUAAAACAUGUAUGUGAUUCAUGAGAAGUUUUCAUAUGCUUCUCUGCUGCCAUAUUAAUAAAAUGUUUAAGUAUAUUUCUACCUGGCUAA
This is a messenger RNA of Heteronotia binoei (common prickly gecko), 2133 nucleotides long. RefSeq names its product PTTG1 interacting protein (gene PTTG1IP). The record is from RefSeq and is a predicted model, not a curated record. The transcript is spliced from 7 exons. Gene Ontology annotation, cellular component: nucleus; cytoplasm. NCBI's taxonomy places the organism in Eukaryota, Metazoa, Chordata, Lepidosauria, Squamata, Gekkonidae. Gene Ontology annotation, biological process: protein import into nucleus. Bases 172 to 699 code for a protein of 175 amino acids.